AGGCUCUUCCAUUUGUCGACCAUUUGUAAACAUGGCUCCGACCGUCGUGAAGAAGUCCAAAGGGCCGGCCCCCAAGAAACAGAACCUUCGGGGCAAGGGCCAGAAGAAAAAGAUCUCCCUUAAGUUCACUAUUGACUGCACACAUCCCGCUGAGGAUAACAUUAUGGAUGUAGCCAAUUUUGAAAAGUACCUCCAUGAAAGAAUCAAGGUUGGAGGUAAAACAAACAAUUUUGGUAACAGUCUCACAUUGGAACGCGACAAGAUGAAACUGUCUGUGAAUAGUGACAUUGACUUCUCUAAGCGGUACCUCAAGUAUUUAACGAAAAAGUAUCUGAAGAAGAACAAGCUGCGUGACUGGCUGCGUGUAGUGUCCAAAGACAAAGAGACAUACGAACUGAGGUACUUCCAGAUUAACAGCCAGGAGGACGACGACGAAGAAGAUGCAGAAUAAAUAUUGUUUUUAUUCUAUACACAAUUACAGAAAACAUCUGUACAUAUUUCUUUUAAUAAAUAAUGAAAAACAUUUAGACUGAA
Molecule: messenger RNA, 534 nt
Organism: Dufourea novaeangliae
Lineage: Eukaryota; Metazoa; Arthropoda; Insecta; Hymenoptera; Halictidae
Product: 60S ribosomal protein L22-like
Exons: 4
Coding region: 32-451 (139 amino acids)
Biological process (GO): cytoplasmic translation
Cellular component (GO): ribosome
Molecular function (GO): RNA binding; structural constituent of ribosome
Source: RefSeq, a predicted model, not a curated record